This is a messenger RNA of Malassezia restricta, 636 nucleotides long. RefSeq names its product ER membrane protein SH3. The record is from RefSeq and is a predicted model, not a curated record. The coding region runs from base 1 to 636 and encodes 211 amino acids. Gene Ontology annotation, biological process: endoplasmic reticulum to Golgi vesicle-mediated transport. The transcript is spliced from 3 exons. Gene Ontology annotation, cellular component: endoplasmic reticulum membrane. Lineage: Eukaryota; Fungi; Basidiomycota; Malasseziomycetes; Malasseziales; Malasseziaceae.
AUGAUCGGCGUCACGGUGGCGGCGCUACUCGCGACCUCGAGCUUCGUGCUCGGUAUGCUGUCGAUCGACUGGCGCGCAGACCACCUCGUGCUGUGGGAACAGUCUGUGUCGCGUGAGCAUGUGCUGACGGCGCUCCAAUACUAUGUGUAUACGAUCGGCGCCCGGCCGGCGCGGUACACGGCCGUGCUCCUCGUGAUCGGCACACUGCAAGUCUGCCUUCUCGGAUCCAAAAUCGUCAUGGGCUCAGAAAACAACUGGCUUUUUGACGGUGCGAGUCUUUUCCUCGUAUGCGCCUCGGGCGUCCUGUACAUGAACAAGAUCCAGCCUUACGUCCGCGCCCUUCCCUCCGUCAUGCCCCCCGAAGACAGCAUCACUACGGCCAAGUUCCAGGAACUGCUCAUCCUUCUUCGCGAACUCGCCAGCACCCAUAUCCUCUUGUCGAUCGCCCUGAUCGGCAUUAUCCUGCUCCAGUGCGGCAAGUAUUACAGCGUCCGAUUGCAAGAGCGCGAAAGAAACGAGGAAGUCGAUGUCCGUCUCGUGCGUCGCUUGCGCCAGCGCCAGCAGCAAGAGCGCGAGAGCGGCGCGCCCGGCCGCGAUAGCGAGGACGUGCUCACAGCUCGUGCCGGCGCGCAUUAA